AUGGCUGAUGCGCCGCCUGACCCACAGUUGACCGUUGCAGAGCUGGAGGCUGCCCUGAACGAGCUUGCAGCCAUGCUCAUGCUGUCCAGGCAGGACGCGGUGCGACAGGAGCUGCAGAAGAUGCAGGCGAGGUUUGAGUCGGAGCUUGCGCUCGCCAAGGCCCCUGCUCCCACACCAGCAGUGGACGCGGCGCCGCCGCUCGCAACCGCCCCUGCAGAGACGAAGGCUCCGGCUGACCCGGCCGCGAAAGAUGCGACGGGCGCGAAGGACGCGAGGGACGCGAAGGACGCGAAGGACACGACGGGCGCCACGGCCGUGGGUCCCUGGACGGAGAUCACCGUGUUCUCAUUGGACUUGGGAGACGGCGACAAGCCCUUCGUCACCGUCGACGUGAGGUUGCGUGGGGUCGAGGCCCUGCCGUCGAAGGCCAUCAGCUGGUACGACGUGUGGCUGGACCUGUGUGGACAGGGCCGGCGCAAGCCGGUCGAUGACGAGGAGCCUAAGGAGAAGAAGCAGGAUGGCAUCCUGGAUAUGAUGAAGGACCUAGAGCAAGAGCUGUACGAGGUCGGUGACGACACGACCAAGAUGAUCAUCGAGCAGGGCAUGCACAAAGCGAGCCAGGACAAGGAUGAGGCGCAGGCGACGGUCCCCGAUGUGUCCCAGGCUGGCGCUUCGGAGGCGACUGCGGAGAAGACGGAGAAGCUGGAGAAGGCGGCGCCGGAGAAGGCCGCGCCGCGGCCCAACCCGACAGGGAAGAAAGAAGGCACACAGGCGAAGCACGCAGCCUGCACGGAUGCCGAGACAGGGCUGUCCACGGCUCAGAUCGUGAACGCGAACGACCACGUGCACGCGCACGCGCAGGGACCCGAGCAUGGCCAGAGCAUCUCUGGCACCUUGGAAGGCAUGAGCGAGUCGCUGGAAGAGAAGGACAAGCUGCCAGUCACGCUGCUAAGCGGCUUCCUCGGUGCUGGGAAGACCACGUUGCUCACCCACGUGCUGAAUAAUCGUGAGGGCAUGCGCGUGGCAGUGCUUGUCAACGACAUGGCCUCGGUGAACAUCGACGCGGAUCUUGUGAAGGAUGGCGUGCAACUUCAGGAGAACAAGGACAAGAUGGUGGAGCUUCACAAUGGCUGCAUCUGCUGCACCCUCCGCGAAGACCUGAUUGAAAGCGUCAAGGACCUGGCGCUGGAGCGGCGCUUCGAGCACCUGGAGAGCACCGGGAUCUCGGAGCCCAUGCCCGUGGCCGCGACCUUCGCGGCCGCGGACGCCCAGGGGCGCCCCCUGCUGGGAGGGGUCGCGCGCCUGGACACGCUGGUGACCGUUGUGGACUGCAAGAACUUUUUGAAGGAUUACUGCUCUGCAGACAAGCUGGUCACCAGGAAAGAGCUGGGGGCGGAGGAAGGGGACAAGAGGUCCAUCGUCGACUUGCUGGUGGACCAGGCGGAGUUCGCCAACGUGAUCAUCCUCAACAAGACGGACCUCGUCACCUCCACUGAGCUGGCCCGUUUGAGGGGCAUCCUGAAGCAGCUGAACCCCAAGGCCAAGAUCAUCGAGUCCGAGUACGGGAAGGUGAGCCCCACAAUGCUCCUGAACACCGCCAGCUUCGACAUGAAGUCCGCGAGCAUGGCGGCCGGGUGGGCCCAGGAGCUCAUGGGCAUCCAUCACAAGCCGGAGACCGAGGAGUACGGCAUCUCCAGCUUCGUCUACCGCGCCGACCGGCCCUUCCACCCCGAGCGCCUCACCGAGAUGCUCGGGACUUUCUCCUUCCCCGGUGUGCUGCGCGCCAAGGGCUUCGCGUGGUCCGCCGGCAACCCCGACAACGCUGUGGAGUGGAGCUCGGCGGGCCUCUCCGCCGAGCUGAAGCCAGGCCCCCGGUGGCUGUGUAUCACGACGCCUCCCGACCAGUGGCCCCCAAGGGCCCAGCAGUAUAAGAAGAGCCCUUUCGGGGACCGGCGCACCGAGGUCGUCUUCAUCGGCGCCGACAUGGUCGAGACCCAGGUCCGGUCGGCGCUCGACGGGGCGCUGCUCACGCCCCUGGAGUUCGGGAAGCAUUUCGGGAGCGCGCGGAAGUGA
Messenger RNA from Symbiodinium natans, 2073 nucleotides. NCBI's taxonomy places the organism in Eukaryota, Dinophyceae, Suessiales, Symbiodiniaceae. The record is from the annotation of a GenBank genome assembly.